This is a messenger RNA of Abrus precatorius (Indian licorice), 646 nucleotides long. RefSeq names its product bifunctional adenosine 5'-phosphosulfate phosphorylase/adenylylsulfatase HINT4. Bases 26 to 505 code for a protein of 159 amino acids. Gene Ontology annotation, molecular function: catalytic activity. Lineage: Eukaryota; Viridiplantae; Streptophyta; Magnoliopsida; Fabales; Fabaceae. The transcript is spliced from 6 exons. The record is from RefSeq and is a predicted model, not a curated record.
GCGAUUGGGAAGAUAGGGCAAAACAAUGGCGGGGGCAAUCGGAGGAGGGACUGCGUCGUGUGUUUUCUGUAAAAUUGCGACGAAAUCCUCCCCCACUACCCUUCUUCAUUCCGAUGAUAAGGUUGUUGCUUUUCAGGACAUUAAUCCAUCUGCUUUCAGGCAUUACUUAGUAAUUCCUGCCGCGCACAUUCCUACUGUUAAAGAUCUUCAGAGAAGAUCUGAUGACUAUUCUUUGGUGUCUACUAUACUUUAUGCAGUGAAUCACAUGUUAGAAGUGGGGAGAAUGUUAUUACUUCGAGAUGCACCACAGUCCAAGUACAGAUUUGGCUUUCAUCAACCUCCAUUGAACUCUGUCAACCACCUACACCUCCAUUGUUUGGCACUACCAUAUACACCCAGAUGGAGAUGCAUAAAAUACUUGUCUUUUGGACCAGUUGGCUUCAUUGAAGCAGAGAAAUUUCUGGAAAAGAUAAAGCCUUUGCCCACAGUUCACUCAAAAGUAUAAGUUAACUUGAAGAUACUGUUUAAAAAUGCUAGAUAGACUGGAUCUCUUUCAAACUACCUAUGUUCAAUUUUUUCAGACGAGCAAAGUUUGCAGUUACAGUUAUUCUUUUUGAUCUGUAGAUCAUGAUGUAUAUUCAGCAUG